CGGCCACCAUUUUUUGUGUGCGGGCUGAAAGAGACGAAAAGACUUUCCACACCCAUCCACCAUGCUCUCUCGCGCUGUGACCACCGCCGUUCGCGGCGCUCGCGCCCCAACAUACACUGCCGUCCGCUCCCUCGCGGCGCAGCAGGACGCCAAGGGCAGCAUCGUCUCUGUCAUCGGUGCCGUCGUCGACGUCAAGUUUGAGGAUGGCAGCCUCCCUCCCAUCCUCAACGCCCUCGAGGUCAAGGGCCACGAGACUCGCCUCGUUCUCGAGGUUGCCCAGCAUCUGGGUGAGAACACGGUCCGUACCAUUGCCAUGGACGGUACCGAGGGUCUUGUGCGCGGCCAGCCCGUGGUUGACACCGGCGAUGCCAUCACCAUCCCCGUCGGUAUCCCCACCCUCGGCCGUAUCAUGAACGUCAUUGGCGAGCCCAUUGACGAGCGCGGCCCCAUCAAGGCUGAGUCAACCCUCCCCAUCCACGCCGAGGCCCCUCCACUGACCGAGAUGGAGGUCAAGCCCGCUAUCCUCGAGACCGGUAUCAAGGUCAUCGACCUCCUUGCCCCUUACGCUAAGGGUGGCAAAAUUGGUCUCUUCGGUGGUGCCGGUGUCGGCAAGACUGUGCUUAUCAUGGAGCUGAUCAACAACGUCGCCAAGGCUCACUCUGGUUACUCUGUGUUCGCCGGUGUCGGCGAGCGUACCCGUGAGGGUAACGAUCUGUACCACGAGAUGCAGGAGGGUGGCGUCAUUGACCUCGAGACCCCCGAGAACUCCAAGGUCGCCCUCGUGUACGGCCAGAUGAACGAGCCGCCAGGUGCCCGUGCCCGUGUCGCCCUGACUGGUCUGACCGUUGCCGAGUCCCUCCGUGAUCUCCCCGACCCCAGCACCGGCCGUGGCCGCGAUGUGCUCUUCUUCAUUGACAACAUCUUCCGCUUCACCCAGGCCGGUUCCGAGGUGUCUGCCCUUCUCGGCCGCAUCCCCUCCGCUGUCGGUUACCAGCCCACCCUCGCCACCGACAUGGGUGCCCUUCAGGAGCGUAUCACCUCCACCACCUUCGGUUCCAUCACCUCCGUCCAGGCUGUCUACGUGCCCGCUGAUGAUCUGACCGAUCCCGCCCCCGCCACCACCUUCGCUCACUUGGAUGCCACCACUGUGCUUUCCCGUGGUAUUGCCGAGCUGGGUAUCUACCCCGCUGUCGAUCCCCUUGACUCCGCCUCCCGUGUCCUCGACGCCGCCAUUGUUGGCGACGAGCACUACGCAUGCGCCCGUGACGUGCAGAAGAUCCUCCAGGACUACAAGUCUCUCCAGGAUAUCAUUGCCAUUCUCGGUAUGGAUGAGCUGUCCGAGGAGGACAAGCUCACCGUCGCCCGCGCCCGUAAGAUCCAGCGCUUCCUCUCCCAGCCCUUCACCGUCGCCGCUCCUUUCACUGGCCAGGAGGGCAAGCUCGUCCCCCUCAACGACACCAUCCGCGGCUUCCGGGACAUCCUUGAGGGCAAGCACGACGACAAGCCCGAGGUUGCCUUCUACAUGGUUGGCGGCAUCGCCGAUGUCGAGGCCAAGGCCGAGGAGCUCGCCAAGGAGGAGGAGGAGCGUCUGCGCCGCCAGGCCUCUGCUUAAAGGAACACACGCCAGCAACAGGCAGCCUCCUGGCUGCUGAUUGCAGUGGUUUCUUGUGAAUGGGUGGUUUUGUGUCUGCAGCACGUGGGCGUGUGUGAUUGUGUUGUCUGAACGCUUGCCGCGUGUAAUCCGAACGUGAUGGUUUCCGAGAACACUUUUGCUGUUUUUGUUCUUGAAGUCAGCGCCCGGGUUCCAUGUUGCUCGCUUCAUACCAAACAUGUUUGCAUUUCGUGCAUGCGCCGUGGGCUGUUGUUGUGUUUGUGCAAGUCUUUGUGGCAACGUGCCGUGGCAGUCGAUAGAGCCAGCGUACCUCCUCGGUGUGGUUUGUUUGUUUGUCCCCCCGUCUGUCGCAGCACGCGCGUGUGUUGGAUUGCGGUUGUGUGCGCUAAAUUUUCCUUUCUGCUCCCUCUCUCUGUCUCGUGAGUCGUGCGCUUCGUCAGUUGUUGCGUCGUGUGUUAUUGGAUCGUCCGUGUGUAUCAUCAUCAUUGUCGCCCUCGGGCGUGUUGUGUGGUGUGGGAGAAACAAAAAAAACAGUCAGUCGUCUCCAUCAUCACGUCCUCGUACCUGUUUGUUGGGUUCAAUUACACCUUGAUGCCAACUGA
Messenger RNA from Salpingoeca rosetta, 2214 nucleotides. Its product is annotated as ATP synthase subunit beta. Gene Ontology annotation, biological process: proton transmembrane transport; proton motive force-driven mitochondrial ATP synthesis. The record is from RefSeq and is a predicted model, not a curated record. The transcript has 6 exons. The coding region runs from base 62 to 1612 and encodes 516 amino acids. Gene Ontology annotation, molecular function: ATP binding; proton-transporting ATP synthase activity, rotational mechanism; ATP hydrolysis activity. Lineage: Eukaryota; Choanoflagellata; Craspedida; Salpingoecidae.